AUGUGGAUUAUGUUAGCAAUCAGACAUGUACCCAAAACCUUCGCGAGAUACAAAAAUAGUCGCUGCAACAUUAUUUUUACAAUAAUCGAUCACUCAUGCCCCUGCCGGUUUUCGGUGACAUUGGUUGACGAUAUCGUUUGUUUUCUGGAAGAAUUUGCGCCUGAAAGCCCUUUCUUGGGAAAUUAUUCUGCUGUUUUUGAGGAAGCCUUAUGUACCCUCAGCAAAAGAGAGAAAUUAAAUUUUGGUGGUUUCAUCGUGCCUCCAGUGGAGGACUGCUUGAGAUGUGGAUCCAUUUUGUCAGCUCCAAAUCCUCCGAGCAGUUGUACUUUGUAUACAAUCACUGGUCCGAAACAGUGCGCGAAACUGGUACUUCGAUGUAAGGACUGCAAAGUCUCGUAUGGUCGCUCAAUGAUAGCUGAAGGCAAAGGAAACGCUUCCUACUAUUUUGAGGCUAUAGCCGCUGCUGAUGAUCUUAUUGAAGUGACCAAUGUUGUAUACAUGGAAAAAAGAUUAUACAGAUGGCUACCGUCCCUUAUGUAAGUAAUUAAAAUAUAGAUAUUAAAUAUAUACGGUAUUGGUAUAGACAUAGUAAAUUCAGUUUAAUUUCUUUGUAUGACGUCUGAUGACCACUCUCGAAGUUUGUUCAACUUGCGGUCAAAGAAAUUACAUUUAUUGCCUGCAUGCAUGGAUCUCAGCAAUGUUAAACGCAAGUUAUAUGACCUAUUUUCUUUUUGCAGGAAUCAUUGUUUUGUUUCAUUUGAGGGAUUUUCAGUGUCCUAUAAUGAGUUGUUCAGUCGCGAAAAUAGAAAAAAUUUUGAAUCGGGUAAUUUCAUUGACAUUCUUGGACUUAUUACUAUUAGUUCAUUUCUUCGAAUAUAUAAAAAUACUUUAAUAUAGUUUAUAAUAACAUGAAUCGCAUUUAGAUGUUACAGGAGAUCAAAAUGACGACAAGCAUCAAAAUUUUGUCCCCAGUUUCUCAGAUGGUAAGCAACUAAUGUAUCUAUAAUUUUCAAUAUGGUUGUCACUUGUCAUGUAAAAGAGCAAGAAUUCCUUGACCUUGUUAUUGUUAUCAUAUUAUAAAGCUUUCUAUUAUAAAGUGUCUCGAAUUCAUGUUUUUAUAAUACUGAUAAAACCUGUAGUUGGCUUGAACAUUUUUAGACCAUUAGUUAUGCAUGUUUAAAAAUUUCUUCAUGCAACUUUUAAAAUUUGUCCUAAACCUAAAUUAAACGUUUUAAAGAGUAAAAAAAUAAACUAUGUAUGUCCGUUUGUCUAGCUUUUAAAUUGCGGAAUUGAAAUAAACUGUAGAUGCUGUUAACUAACCAUAUAAUUAACUAAAUUUCAACGUAUUCAAAUAAUUCAGUGUCCAGUGAGCGCAAGGUUGUUAUACGUUUACUUAUAGUUAUCUGGUUUCACACAAAAGUAGAAACUGGACCUAUGGCUAUGAAGAUAAAAUUAUUAAAAUAUAUAUUGCAAUGAACCUUGUAGAAUUGGAUGAUGACAACGACGAGGAACCUGUGCACGAUACAUCAGGUAAAUUACAGAUAACAAUGACAUUACUAAGACUAAUUAAGUAA
Paramuricea clavata is the source of this 1574-nucleotide messenger RNA. The record is from the annotation of a GenBank genome assembly. NCBI's taxonomy places the organism in Eukaryota, Metazoa, Cnidaria, Anthozoa, Malacalcyonacea, Plexauridae.